Messenger RNA from Paramuricea clavata, 3649 nucleotides. Lineage: Eukaryota; Metazoa; Cnidaria; Anthozoa; Malacalcyonacea; Plexauridae. The record is from the annotation of a GenBank genome assembly.
CAUGGUUUCUUAAGGGGUAAAUCUACGGUAACUCAACUACUCCACGUCUACCAAGAAAUCCUAGAUCACUUAGCUGGUGGGAAAGAAGUUGAUACAAUCCACCUAGACCUGUCCAAGGCCUUUGAUCGUGUUCAACAUCACAUGCUUCUGAACAAGCUUGAGCAAUAUGGCAUAUCAGGCUCGCUUCUUCAGUGGUUUCGCAGUUACCUAAGUGACAGAUAUCAGCGCGUUGCCUUAGAUGGGACCCUCUCAGACUGGCUCCCCGUGACCUCUGGAGUCCCACAGGGAUCCAUCCUAGGACCCCUCCUGUUCCUAGUAUACAUUAACGACAUGCCAGAAUACGUAGGACAGGGCUCGAGUAUUGCAUUAUUUGCGGAUGACUCUAAACUAUAUAGGCCCAUAAACUCGGCAUCUCACCAUCUGUUGCAAUCGGACCUUUCAGGCCUUCUUUAUUGGAGUAAUGACUGGGGCAUGACGUUCAACCCAUCCAAGUGCAAAGUGAUGCACAUGUCUCGGAAAAAGGUCUGCUCCUCUGCUUCACUCCAAUACCACCUGAACGACAAGCCCCUGGAAAGUGUGACACACAUCUCUGACCUGGGUGUCAUCGUAUCCAAAGACCUCUCCUGGGCUAAUCAUAUUGAAGACAUAUGCACCAAGGCCAAUAAAACCCUUGGUCUAAUUAAGCGGGUGUGUGCUAGAGACGUUGUGGAUGCUAAUACGCGGAAGCUUCUCUAUUGUGCUGUUGUACGACCUAAGCUUGAGUACGCGUCGUGUGUGUGGUCACCUUACUCGGCUAAACAACGUAAAUUAAUAGAGAACGUUCAACGCAGAGCAACGAAAUUCAUUCUGAACUACCCUUCUCGUGAUGUUACCUACAGAGACAGACUAAUAUCCCUAAACUUUCUCCCACUUGAACACAGGCGUGAACUUUAUGACCUAACACUAUUAUACAAAAUCAAAUACAACCUUAUUAAUGUCACCUUUAACCAAUACCUUACACCUGCAACUAACCCCUAUGCCACACGCAACUUCGACCCUAACAACUAUAACAUAAUCGUCUCCAAUAAUCAAGAAUUCUUCCGACAAUCCUAUUUCCCACGCACUGUCAUUCUCUGGAACAAUCUACCACCGAACAUCAAAGCCGCCCAUUCCCUACAGAUCUUCAAGCACCAUCUACAAUCUUAUUACAAAGCCAAACUGUUUACCUACAUACCACCAUAGUUAAUCUUGUUCUAUAAUUCGUUGUACAGUAUCCUAUAUGUUAAGUUCCAUGUAAUCUGUGAUAUGUUCGUGCAUAAUUGUCCUAGUACGUCUCGUUAUCCAUUAAUUGUUAAGGGGUCGAAUAUCAAUUGGAAUUUAGUUUCUGUUUUCUUCUCCUGUCGCAGCAUUCUCUAGUUAUUGUUAUUGUUAUCUCUACGUAAAUGUAUAUCUUUAAUGUGUGUGACAAAAUGAAUAAAUAAAUAAAUAAAUAAAUAAAUAAAACAGUGUUCCAUAUUAGGUAAAACAAACGCUUUGUACAAACUUGUUAUAAUAUUUAUCGGAACCAUUCUCUUAAGGCGUCGUAGGGCAGCAAUCUCGUCAAUAUGCUGCUUGAAAUCUAAAUUUCUGUCCAGUGUCACUCCAAGUGUUCUCAAAGAUUCGUGAAUUUCUAAUGGCUGGUUGUCAAUUUUAAGGUUGUACGAAUAGUCAGAUUUCCCUAAGAUCAUUGCUUUUGUUUUGCCAUUGUUGAUUUGCAAGAAGUUUUCUUUGAACCAAUAGGAUAAUUUCUGUAGAUCACGGUUAAGCGAGUACUCUAAUAUGGCAGGACAUGUAUCAGAUGAGUACUGGGUGGUGUCAUCUGCAUAAAGACGGAGUGAUGUGUCGUCGACAUACCAGUUAAGAUCACUGAUGAAAACAUUAAAUAGUAAGGGUCCCAGUAAGCUCCCUUGAGGGACACCACAUUUUAAGGUCAGCCAAUCUGAGAAGACUCUAUUACAUUUCACCCUCUGGCUUCGUUUAAAUAAAUAAGAUUUCAUUAACAUCAACGUAUUGUCCUGCAAACCGUAAGCCUUUAGCUUUGCAAUCAACAACUUGUGGCAUAUGGAGUCAAAUGCUUUCCACAAAUCGAUUGCCACAACACCCACAUCCUUCUUUUGAUCAAGAGCUUUUCUAAAGUCGCCUGUCAGCUUAAUAAGUGCCGUUGCACGCGAAUGACCACGAAGAAAACACGACAUGUUAUUUGAAAAGAUUGGAGAGAAAUGUUUGUAUAACUGAUCGGAUUUAAUUUUCCCAAAAAGCUUUGGAAUGCAUGAUACGAUGGUGAUCGAUCUAUAAUUUGUUUUAAUGACAACGUCAUCUUUUUUGUGAACAGGGGUGACAUUUCCUUGUUUCCAUGCAUUCGGCCAGGUACUUUUAUCAAUACAAUAACUAAAUAAAUUAGUGAGUGGCAAGGCAAUUGCAGGAGCUGAGGCUUUAAGUAACUCUGGUUGAUAACCGUCAGGCCCACUAGCUUUCUUUUCAUUUAAGUUUAACAAAAGGUUGCUAACGAGCUCCAUGUUAAUUUGCUGGAAUGAGAAAUACAAAUCAUGACAUUAUUCCUUGAUUGCCCGUGUUGUUCAGUCAAGUUUAAGAUUGUUUCUUCAACAGACGGGGUCGUAAAAUAGUUAUUGAAUACUGAGCUAGGAUCUGUAAUCAUUAACACAUUUUCAAUAAGUUUAUUGUCGAUCCGUCAUUAUUAGAUUUAUUGGUUGGUAAAAGUGGUUUCAUUUUUUUCCAAAAUAAACCAGUUGACGAGUUCGGCGUUGAAGUUGCUUCUAAACAAAAUUGCUUGACUGCUUUUCUUUUCAUGUUUGUGACCAAAUUACGCUGGGUUUUAUACUUAACCCAGUUUUCUUCUGAGGAGAUUUUUCUAAACUUCCAAUAUAAACUGUUUCUUAGUCGAAUUUGGUUUUGGAUAUCUGCAUUAAUCCAGGGUAAUUCAUUACUUCUCAGUCGGACCUGCUUCACAGGAGCAUGAUUGUCAAGCACUUGCUUAAACAAUGAUGACCAGUGAAGCCAAACAUCAUCUACAUCAUCAUACACGUAGGAACUGUCCCAUGGUACAUUCUUGAGAUCCGAGAUAAAAGCAGACCGAUCAAAGUUCUUUAAUGACCGAAAUUCAAUUAGCCUUGCUUUAGGUUUUGGUAGAUUUUGUUUCCGAACGAGAUACAGUAGGUCAUGGUCACUUAUGGGUAACUAAGAUAACAUCUAGCAGAUUUUUACUUGUAUUUGUCGCUCUGGUGGGAUUCAGGAUCAUAUUAGUUAAGCAGAAUUGAUCACAAAAAUUUGAAAGUUCCUUACUCGGGCCCAAGGGAUUAUCAUCACCCUGUAACAUAUUCAUGUUAAAAUCGCCCAUAAAUAUAAUUUCCUUUUCGCUUAGCAUACAACCGUUCAGCUGCACUGCUGAGCAAAAGGAGACAAAGUCUAUUAUUUUGCAUUUUCCUGGUGACCGAUAGCAUAUACAGAGUAAAAACCAAUUUCCCCCACCGCCUUUAAUAUCGAUGCAUAUUGCUUCAAUACCCUCUGGGUCAAGUUUAAUUUGACGUCGUGCAGUUACAUUUGAGCGUAUAUAGACAAGUAAGCCACCAGCUCCUUUUUUCUGUCCUGUCUAAUUAUACGAUAGUCUGAAUGC